This is a messenger RNA of Sus scrofa (pig), 1870 nucleotides long. RefSeq names its product ankyrin repeat domain 66 (gene ANKRD66). NCBI's taxonomy places the organism in Eukaryota, Metazoa, Chordata, Mammalia, Artiodactyla, Suidae. Gene Ontology annotation, molecular function: protein binding. The record is from RefSeq and is a predicted model, not a curated record.
UUUGACCAUUUUUAAUUGAGCUUUUUUUAAAUUGUCGAGUUGUAAGAGUUCUUUGUCUUCUAGCUACAAGUCUCUUAUCAGAUGAUUUGCAAAUAUUUUCUCCAAUUCUGUAGUUGCUUUUGCACUUUCUCAAAGGUAUUAUUUACAGAGCAAAUGUUUUUAUCUUUGGUGAAAUUUAAUUUUGUUGUCAUUGUGCUUUUGUUGCCAUAGUAUGAGCCAUUGCCUGACCCAAUGUGUUGAAGAUUUACUCCUGUGUUUUCUUCUAAGAGUGUUAGUUUUAGGUCUUAUAUUGAGGUCUGGGAUGUGUUUUAAGUUUUGUAGUUUUGUAUGUAAUAUGAGGUAGACAACCAACCUAAUUUUUUUUUUUUUUUUUUUUUGCAUGUGGCUGUUCAGUUAUGUCAGUACCAUUUGAAAAGACUAUUCAUUCCCCAUUGAAUGUUCUUGGCACCAGUGAAAUCAACUGACCAUUGACUUUAAGGUUUUAUUACAUUGCUCUCUGUGUCUAACUUUAGGCUGCCCAGCUUACUUUGUACCACACUCUUGAUUACUGUAGCUUUGUAGAAAGCUUAGAACAUGUGAAUUCUCCUGUGUUCUUCUUGUUCAAGAUUGUUUGGGCUGUUCUGAGUCCCUUGCAUUUCCAUAUGAGCUUUUAGAAUUGGUUCAUUAAUUUCUCCAUGAAUGAUUUAGCUACUCAUUGAAAAAUUCUACUUGAACUGCAACUUACCCAUGAGAAGUGGAAUUUUCUUGGUAUGAACUCAAAUGUGAAGCAAAUGGGAUCCACUCUGGUGAACAUCAGACCAAUUGCCAGCAUGUUGUUUUUCUUUGGUCAUGGAAUUGAUCAAACUGUCCGACAUGACAAAGCUCCACCAGGCCGUGGCUGCGGGGGACUACAAUUCAGUGAAAAGGAUUUUGAAGAAAGGUCUCUGUGACCCAAACCACAAGGACAUGGACUGGAAUGACCGAACCCCCCUUCACUGGGCUGCGAUCAAAGACUCGCUGUGGCCUCCUGCAGAGACAUCUUCCUCUUACCCUCCUGUCUCUUCCUGGUCCCUCUCAGGACAUCUGGAGGUGCUGCAGCUCCUGAUAGACCACGGAGCCAGGCCCUGCCUGGUCACUGAUGUGGGCUGGACCCCAGCUCAUUUUGCAGCUGAGUCGGGCCACCUGCAUGUGCUCAAAACGCUGCACGCGCUGCACGCCGCCAUCGAUGCCCCGGACUUCUUUGGAGACACGCCGAAGAGGAUCGCGCAGAUCUACGGGCAGAAGGCCUGUGUGGCCUUCCUGGAGAAGGCUGAGCCUCAGUGCCGGGACCACCGCCAGGCUGCCAGGCAGAAGGGGCUGCAGCUGGAUCAGCGGGACGAAGACUGGGAUGCCAAGAAGAGGGAGAUGGAGCUGUCGCUUCCUUCCUGGAAUCCAAACCCUGAGAAGAAAAAGAGUAAGAAACAUCGAGGGUCCACCAAGCUCAGCAACACUAAGGAGAGGAGAGCGUGAGAGGAUGGCCUCCGAGGGAUGGGAGCCUCUGAGGGAUGGCAGGAGACUUUCCCUGGUGCCAGAAUGGUUAUUAGGUAUGUGUCCUCCUGCUCCAUCCUAGACCAUUAAUUAUCCAGACAGCUUCUACCUGUAUCUCCUGACCUAUCAUUCAGCCUGGAAGUCUUGCCUGGACUCUCUACAUGGGCUGUCCCCUCCUUGCUAAUACCUGCUUGUCCCCAAGAAUGACCAGGAGGGAACAAAUGUGAUUUGCACUGUCGUCACUGCUUUGUACUGUCAGCAUCUCCUGAGCCCCUCAAUGCAAUUCUAGAGCUCCAGGCGCAAAGAAAAAUCUCCUCCUGAGGAAACUUCAUUGUUUCAAUGCAAAAAAAAAAAAAAAAAAAAA